CUCUUCCAAGUUCCAACCCCUGAUUUCAUGUUUUCAACGGACCCCAAUAUUCUCUCCAUCACCAAAUUCUCCAUCUCCAUUCCCUCCGUCUGUCCCCUCUCCGGACGGCGGGGCAGCCCAAUUUCCGCCUCCUCACCAAAAUAAUCACUUUCUCCCCUUUUUCCUUUUAUAAUUUCCGAAUCUUAUGUUGAAUUAUCAUCUGGUGGGCCGUGUACAAGAAAAUGGCGCCACGCCGGUCAAAGCCUUUCCAGCUGCUGGAGAUGAACAUAAUAUCGGGCCAAGAUCUGGAGCCCGCAUUCAGGAAGAUGAAGACGUACGCUCGGGCCUGGGUCAACCCGGCCCGCAAGCUAUCAUCGUGCAUCGACUCGGACGGCAAUAACAACCCGACGUGGAACGAUAAGUUUGUUUUCAGGGUGGAUGACGAGUUCCUGCGUGAUGACACGUCAGCAGUCAUGAUCGAAAUCUACGCCGCCCAUUGGCUGCGUGAUGUCCUUGUGGGCACCGUCCGUGUGCUCGUAGCCAAUCUCAUACCGCCACCUGUCCUUACCAGGGGUCGAAACAGCGACCAUAUCGGCAUGCGGUUUGUUGCCCUUCAGGUACGUCGUCCAUCUGGGCGUCCGCAAGGGAUAUUAAACAUAGGCGUAGCCUUACUCGACGGCUCAAUGAGAAGCAUGCCUUUGUACAGCCAACUAAGUGCCUCAGCCGUCGGGUUCCGUGACGUGAUUCAGGACCCACCAAAAAACCAAACCAAAGAAUCCAAGAAAAACAACAACAACAACAGCAACAACAGCGUGAAGCCAAUUCUCCUCCGAACAAGAAGUGAAAAAAGCGAGCGAGUCACAUUCGACAACCACUCCCCCAACAACUCAAUCGUCGCAAUCCCGAUAAAACCCAAAAACAAAAACAAGAGAGAAGCCCCCAAAGAGAGCUCUAUACUAAGCAUCUCGGAGGUGGGCCCGUCGCCUUCUGAGGUGGCGGCAAUGAUUGCGAAGUACCCUUUGAAAAACGAGAACGGGAGCUCGGUUAUGGACGGGUGGAGUGCGGACGAGAGUGUGGAGGGGCUGAGGUCAAAGCUGGACAGGUGGCGAAUGGAGGUGCCGCCACUUUACGACAACAAUAACAACAAUGGCUAUGGCUUCUCAUCAAGAUCGUCGCGCUAUUAUGGAGGAGGGCGCAGAAGGGGCAGUGAGGGAAGCGGCUUGUUUUCGUGCUUUGGGAAUAUAUGUGGGUACGAGUGCCAGUGCGUGUGCGGGACAAGGAGCCAAGGGUAUAUGAACUCCUCGCUCGGAAGCCGCUCCUAUAUUUGA
Striga asiatica is the source of this 1307-nucleotide messenger RNA. The record is from the annotation of a GenBank genome assembly. Lineage: Eukaryota; Viridiplantae; Streptophyta; Magnoliopsida; Lamiales; Orobanchaceae.